GACGCUUCCUUGACAGCAGCGUUGCUUCCCCUUUGUCAGCGGACUGGCUUCCGUUCUAAUGUUUGCUCCAGGUUUCUGGAAUGUACUGUGCAGAGACUCUCAUCCAUAAGUUCUUGUGAUUUGCUGUAGUUUCAGCUGUCUGGUUUUUGCCAGAGAUCUAGUGGAAGAUCCUGUUUUCCGUUGUGACUUGAGCGUGAGUCGGUUUCUGUAAAUUAACGAGUUUUUACCUUGGCCGCUGGCUUGGUUCAGCCAGCUGAGUUAAAUCACCUAGCAUGUUUCGCUUCUUAAAUGACGGGGAUGACGAGCUCUUCAUGAUGGAUCCCUUUGCAGCUCACAGGCAGCAGCUGAGUAUGAUGACCCCAUUUGCCAUGGACCCGUUUGCUCUGGUUCCCCAGAUGCACCCACACCGUGUGGCACGCAGACAGGCUGGCCCUCUGGCUCCCUUUGGCAUGAUGGGAAUGGGAGGAGGAUUCAUGGAUAUGUUUGGCAUGAUGGGAGAAAUGAUGGGAAACAUGGAAAGGAUGUCUGGCUCACCAAACUGCCAGACAUUUUCCUCUUCGACAGUGAUUUCUUAUUCGUCUUUAGACGCAGGAGCUCCUAAAGUUUAUCAGCAAACCAGUGAAACCAGAACUGGCCCUGGAGGGAUCCGUGAAACCAUGCAGUCAGUGAGGGACAGUGAGAGCGGCCUCGAGCGCCUCGCCAUCGGUCACCACAUUGGGGAACGUGCACACAUAGUAGAGCGUUCGCGAAAUCGCCGCACUGGAGACCGCGAGGAACGGCAAGACUUUAUUAACCUUGAUGAGAGUGAGGCUGAAGCUUUUGAUGUGGAAUGGAGGAGGGGGACAGGACGAUACGCCUCUCCAGGUGCACGUGCAAUUGACUAUGGUCAAGAUCGGCGUGCAGGAGGACAGCAGCUGGCUCUUACUGCGCCUCCCAGUUCAACGUCCCCCCCAGGUCAUCGACAUGAGUCCCCCAGACACCGCCAGCCCCAAACCCGACCCCGCUAUGACUGGUGAGAUGAUGCCAAACUGGACAAGGUGAGCAGAUGGAGGAGUCACAAAAAUGGAUCCCCCCAUCCCCAAUGCUGUGAACCAUUCUGAAGAUGGAAUUGCCAUCUGCCCCUUCUAUUGUUUGAUAUGACUGGACUGUCGAAAAUAUAAUUCACUCACUCACACAACCAAACACACACUUCACAGCUACAUUUCAACCUCUUUGCUGUUUUUACACAAAGAGGGAACUAUAUAUACAUGCAUUCAAAUUUGACUUGUUUUUUUUUUUCUUUUUGCCUGCUGCACUUCAACGUUGCAGUAUACAGUACCUUCUACUGUACAGUCUGUUUAAUGUCUGUGAGGACACUAGUGUGUCGGUGAAUUGAAUUGUAUACUGUUAAACUAAUUGAUCUAUCUAAAUAAAAGUUCAUUAAACAUUGUUAGAUAAUUAUAAA
Molecule: messenger RNA, 1444 nt
Organism: Oryzias latipes (Japanese medaka)
Lineage: Eukaryota; Metazoa; Chordata; Actinopteri; Beloniformes; Adrianichthyidae
Gene: mlf2
Product: myeloid leukemia factor 2
Source: RefSeq, a predicted model, not a curated record